This is a messenger RNA of Cyanistes caeruleus (blue tit), 4521 nucleotides long. RefSeq names its product GATA binding protein 2 (gene GATA2). Lineage: Eukaryota; Metazoa; Chordata; Aves; Passeriformes; Paridae. Gene Ontology annotation, molecular function: DNA-binding transcription factor activity, RNA polymerase II-specific; zinc ion binding; RNA polymerase II cis-regulatory region sequence-specific DNA binding. The record is from RefSeq and is a predicted model, not a curated record. Gene Ontology annotation, cellular component: nucleus. Gene Ontology annotation, biological process: positive regulation of miRNA transcription; positive regulation of transcription by RNA polymerase II; cell fate commitment.
CGCGCCACUGCCAGGGCGCACUCGCUGCUUUCUCUAAACACCCUUCUCUCCACUCUUCUUCUCUACCCCCUCCCUAUUUCUCCCCCUCCUUUUCCUUUUGUGUUGGAGUUCUUGCUAGAACUACGCUAUAUUAGUUCUGCCGUUCUUCCUUUUUCACCCCGCUUUUGAAGCCAGCUGGAAAAACUCCUAUUGACGUUUCUAGCGAGGGGGGGAACGAAGCUUUUUCUUUUUUCUUUUUUCUUUUUCUUUUCUUUUUCUUUUUUUCCCUCCUUUUUUCCUUUUUGUUUUUAGUUAAGAGUUUGAAAUAGAUCUCUGUUUACUUUGUGGGGCAAUGAGCAGGGAGAGAGCAAGGCAAGGAGUUUUGGGGACAGGAUAUUUUUGGAAGGGAGGAGGGGCUCUGCUUCCCCCUCCCCAUCCAUGUACCUCUGGGGAAAGAAGCCGGCCAGGAGCCGGCCCGGCGAGCAGCGCACCCGGGGCUGCCGACCUGCUAAACCCUCCCGUCUGUCCCUACAGGUGCUGCCCUGGCGCUUCCCCGGACCUGCCUCCGCUACCCGCCUGGUGACAGAGGGACACGCUGAUUCAGGGGUCCUCUCCCACGUCUCAGAGGGCGCGCUCCAGUCACUCGGCGGUUUUCUUUCUGAGAAAAGCCACCUCAAAUCUCUUAAAACCCACCAGGCAUCGUCAAAAGCGACCCUCCGAGCAGCACUCCCCGCCCCCACCGAGCGCCGCUCGCUCCCGGCCUGGGGUGGGUGAGAGGGGAGGCCCAGGGCCAUGGAGGUGGCCACGGAUCAGCCUCGCUGGAUGGCCCACCACGCCGUGCUCAAUGGGCAGCACCCCGACAGCCACCACCCCGGGCUGCCUCACAACUACAUGGAACCAGCGCAGCUCCUACCUCCGGAUGAAGUCGACGUCUUCUUCAACCACCUGGACUCCCAGGGCAACCCUUACUACGCCAAUUCCGCCCAUGCCCGGGCCAGGGUGUCCUACAGCCAGGCACACGCCCGCCUGACCGGGAGUCAAAUGUGCCGGCCUCAUCUUAUCCACAGCCCCGGGAUCCCUUGGCUGGACAGCAGCAAGGCGGCACUGUCUGCCCAUCACCACAACCCCUGGACCGUCAGCCCCUUCACCAAGACACCCCUGCACCCCUCGGCGGCCGGAGCGCCCGGGGCCAUCUCGGUGUACCCGGGCAGCAGCACCUCCAGCACCGCCUCCGUGUCUUCGCUCACCCCGGCCUCGCAUUCCGGCUCCCACCUCUUCGGCUUCCCCCCGACCCCUCCUAAGGAAGUGUCCCCAGACCCCAACUCCACCAGCGCCGCCUCCCCUUCUUCCUCCGCCGGGGCUCGGCAGGAGGACAAAGACAGCAUCAAGUACCAAGUGUCGCUGUCGGAGGGGAUGAAGAUGGAGAGCGCCAGCCCGCUCAGAAGCAGCCUCACCAGCAUGGGGGCUCAGCCCUCUACCCACCACCCCAUCCCCACAUACCCCUCCUACGUGCCGGCAGCCCACGACUACAGCAGCAGCCUCUUCCACCCGGGCAGCUUUCUGGGGGGCCCCGCGUCCAGCUUCACCCCCAAGCCGCGGAGCAAGGCCAGGUCCUGUUCGGAGGGCAGAGAGUGUGUGAACUGUGGAGCCACUGCUACCCCUCUCUGGAGAAGAGACGGCACCGGGCAUUACCUGUGCAACGCCUGCGGGCUCUACCACAAAAUGAACGGUCAAAACCGACCUCUCAUUAAACCUAAGCGAAGGCUGUCAGCGGCCAGGAGAGCAGGGACUUGUUGUGCCAACUGUCAGACAACCACCACGACCUUAUGGCGACGUAAUGCAAACGGGGACCCAGUUUGUAAUGCCUGCGGACUCUACUAUAAAUUGCACAAUGUGAACAGGCCUCUGACCAUGAAAAAGGAAGGAAUUCAGACCAGGAAUAGGAAAAUGUCCAACAAAUCAAAGAAAAGCAAGAAAGGCUCUGAGUGUUUUGAGGAACUGUCCAAGUGCAUGCAGGAGAAGUCGUCUCCCUUCAGCGCUGCUGCCCUUGCCAGUCACAUGGCACCCAUGGGGCAUUUGCCCCCUUUCAGCCACUCUGGACACAUCCUACCAACACCUACCCCCAUCCACCCAUCUUCCAGCAUCUCAUUUGGACACCCACACCCAUCCAGCAUGGUUACAGCCAUGGGAUAAAACCUGAUGACCAAGAGACCCAUCCAGAUAUUAAGAACAUGGGACUUUGCCUAAGAUGACACCAAGUAAGACAAUGUUCUGCCAAGAGGAGAAUGUAGGGAUGGCAAAAGGAGACCUUUGCUCCCAUGUGGUUUAACUCUUAAUGCUGGACUAAAACCUUGCAAAUGAUGGGUCUUCUGCAGAAAUGUGUAGUGGUGCCUGUAAUGCACUUUGCCCCCUCAGGUAUAAGAAAAAAGAACUCACUUGUUCGAUACUUAAUGGUCCAGCAGGAAGCAAAAGAUGGCAGAAGCUGAAGGAGAAGGCUUGGAACUGGCUUUCCUUUCUCUCUUUGAUAUUACUGUGAAUAUUGUAAAGAGAUAUAAGCAGCCUCCCAGGAUGGAAUUGGCUCACUGGAGCCAGACAUGCUGGAUUUCUAUUGCGGACUUUGGGACAGGGAAAAAAAGAAGAAAAAAAGCCAAAAAAAAAAGAAAAGGGGAAAAAAAAAAAAGGCGUCUUUAUUAAACCGUAAUUUUAAAAAUCAGACAGAAAGUCAUAUUUAUUUUGUUUUCCACAAAAAGCCUCAACCCCUCUGAUUGCAUGUUUUUGUGCUGUCAUUUGCAAUGGCUACCCUAAAAGAAAAGCUGCCUUCAAAACAAGGAGAGGGGAAUUGUACUCAACAGCCCUCUUGGAUUAGCUCCAUCUAUCCUCCAUACCAAAGUUACUAGGAAGGGGGAAAAGAUUACAAAGGUGAGGAACAAAGCAAAAAUGUAGCUGUAAUACGGGAUUUUAAUAAGCCCAAGAUGGUGAUUAUUUUGACACAACCUUCAUUCUUCUCCCUAGCAUGAAAGAUUUAUUUGAAAAAAGAGCCCCUCUCCCAACUACCCUAUUGUUCCUCAAACCAGACAACCUAGAUCAGACAAACUGUUGGGAAGAAACUGAGGAAGGCAAUCCUGCACUAGUAAGGGGUGAUAGCUGCAACACAAUUUUGGUAAAUGCCUGUGUAAGUUCUAGCACAGCCAAAACUAUAAUGGGGCACAAAAACCAUCCUGCUUGCAGACUUUAGAGGUUGAAGCAUUUUGUUCUGUUGUGUUGGCAGCUGUCGCUUAAAAAUGCAGAUUAGCUGCUUGGGUAAACUUUGGGCAGUGUGGCCACCACAUCCACAUGCAGCCAGCGCGUGCUGUCUCAGGCAUCCAGGCCCCGGUGGACUUCACAGGGAGGAAGGGCAGAAAUGAGGCUGAGAUCACUGGAGAGGGGAAAAAGAGAGACAAUCAGUUUGAGCUUCACACAUCCGUCAAAUCCCAGACACAGAGACAGCUGAGGGAAAGCAUCGUUCUAAGGGGAACGUCUGUUUUCCGUAGCGGAUUUUAUAUGAAAAAAAGAAAAGAACAAAAAAAUCAAUUUAAAUCUCCCAUUAUUAAAGCAUAUUGUACGUAAAUGACCGAAAACAAAGCUAUUGCCAAUGUGAAGUGUAUUCUAUUGAUUGUUAUGAUCUGAUGCCUCUCGUGAACACAAGCUCCAGUAUAACAUACAGUGUACAUAUUUAGGUAUACUUCUGAUGAAAAUGCCCCAAUGAACAGAGGGGUUUGAUAAUGUAAACAACGUAAGCUUAACUCUGUGACAAGCUUUUUAUUUUAUUUUUUUAAAUUUUAACUACUUUGUUGUUGGGAUUUUCCUUUUUUUUUUUUUUUUUUUUUUUUUGGAUCAAGCCAAAUUGUAUCUUUACUGCAAAAGUCCUGCUUUAAAAAAAAAAACAACAGAAUGAAAUAAAAAAAAUGGAUGUAUGUAAAUUUUUUUAAAAACCUGUAAUUCUAGUAUUUUAUAAUUAAGAACCAAGCAGCCAUGAAAAUCCUGCUUUCCUCCUUUUUCUUUGGUCUGCGUAGGCAUAUAGGUGCACUUUGUAAAGAAGUGGAAAGAAAUGGGAAACCAAAUUGGUUGGGAGAAAUCAUAAGAAUUUUUAAUCUACUGAAGUAAAAAAUUAGGUCCUUUUUACUUUUUACCUUUUACAAUGGUACAGUUGUAUAUUAUUUGUACCCAACUCAAAUUUCUGUAGGAUUUGGGCAGAGGGGAAGGGAUGUGGGUUAAAGACAGGGAUUACUGAUACAGUUGACAAAGUGCAAUAUAUUGUCAGUCACUGCAGCAUAGACAACGGCAGUUGAGAUUUAAAUUAUUUUGUACUUGUAUCAGCAUAAAAAAAUUCUUCAGUAUUUUCUGUUUUUAUUUUAAUUUUUAUUUUGCUUAUUUUUGGAUUAGUGAACUAAAUUAUUGUUAAUUAUGUACAACAUGUUUAUAUAUUGUCUGUAAAAAGUGUAUGCUUUCCUCAUAUUCCUUCAAGGUGAAUAUUGCUAAGAAUAAUAAAUACCUUUUUUUGUG